AUGUCAUUAUUUGAUGGAUUCUAUCGACGAGCUGUUGUUGUUAUUCCUGAUGAUAAUGAAUAUCAACGACGAAGAUAUAAACAACAAAUUGAUCAAAGCAAAUUCAUUCCUGAUUCAUUUAUUAACCAAAUGAAAGCUAAUUUUGAUUUACCUGAAGUAGCUGAUAUAUUCGACGAUGUUGAAUAUGCUGAAUUAACUUUUCGUUAUGCUCGUGAUCUCGUUAUGUAUUACCGUCAUCAAAGUCACAUAAUUAAAGAAAGAUUAAGAAAACCAAAUAGACGAAAAAAGAAAAAUAAUCUCAGAUCUAUUCGGUUUAGUUAUGAUCGACAUACGAAUAACAUUGAUUUAUCAUCCAAUCAUCAUUUUCGUCCAUUUCUGUCUCAUCCUAAACAAUAUCAUCAUUAUUUGUCAAAAUUUGAUCAUCAUUAUUAUCGUAAUAAAAAUGGUUCAAAGUGA
Molecule: messenger RNA, 456 nt
Organism: Rotaria sp. Silwood1
Lineage: Eukaryota; Metazoa; Rotifera; Eurotatoria; Philodinida; Philodinidae
Source: the annotation of a GenBank genome assembly